This is a messenger RNA of Opisthorchis viverrini, 5070 nucleotides long. RefSeq lists its product as hypothetical. Gene Ontology annotation, molecular function: double-stranded RNA binding; ribonuclease III activity. The coding region runs from base 71 to 4861 and encodes 1596 amino acids. Gene Ontology annotation, biological process: primary miRNA processing; pre-miRNA processing; rRNA processing. The record is from RefSeq and is a predicted model, not a curated record. Gene Ontology annotation, cellular component: nucleus. NCBI's taxonomy places the organism in Eukaryota, Metazoa, Platyhelminthes, Trematoda, Opisthorchiida, Opisthorchiidae. The transcript has 20 exons.
GCAAUGCCCUAAUCAUAACUGUUUGUCCAAGCCAUCGUUCUCAACCAAAUCAAAACGGGAUAUCAUUAAGAUGACCUCUCCAACGGUACCACCGGACAAGCAACUCAUUUAUAUUACUCCAUCUGAGUUAUCGAAGUUACCUACAAGUACGCCAGUCUAUGUUUUGAAGCCAGAAGAUACGUCUGGUUCUGUUGCCGGUACUACUGGUGUGACGUCAGUCGUCGGGUCUCACUUUCAAAACACGAAUCCAGUGUGUACUUCAGCAAACAACAGUAUUUACCAUCCACCCGUUCCGACAGCCAGCACCCUACCGACGGCCUAUUCCAGUUUUUCCAAUGUUCCAACGAUUCUUCCAAAUGGAGCUCCGUUUAGUGGAUUUAACUAUUAUCCUCCGGGUCUAGGUGUCGCUCCCUGUCAAAUGCAAUUCCCGUACUUCUCACCAUACUCACAGACCGGCCAGUUUAUGCCAUGUUGGUAUCAGCCACAAUUGCCUAAUGCUAGUUCAACUCGACCAAUUCUCCCUGGGCUCGUACUGCCGACACUGAUCACAUCCGUUCCACCACCCCCUUUGCCCCCGAAAACGAUACCACAGUUCAUUCCGUCACAACCACCUCCGACCAUAUUACCGGUUGCAUUGUCUGGUUGUCCGUCCGAAAAUACUCGUUCUAGUUUACCGGGUUCACUCAGCACUACUGCGCUGUAUCGCAAAUCCAGUUCAAGGCGUCUUAAAACGGAACCUUCGAAAUCUGCGGACUCCCCUAUUUCUCAUAGCAAACCGACAGAGCCGGUUCGUUACUCGAAAUUGGUUUGUGCCCCGGCGUCGGAAUAUUUUCGUUAUGAUGAAAAGUUGAUCUUUGCUAAGUAUUGUGUCAUAGCUCACCUUUCAUGCCCUCACUACAUACAGACAGGCUGUUAUCACGCAACUGACUUGCUGGUGGAUCUGGAAAACCGAUUUUUCGAAGAGGUUGUUUCACGCCGAGCCCGAGCAACCGCGGGUCAGGAGGAACGUAAACCUUUGGUUCGCCACAUUUCACACAAAUCUGGUGGAGGCUGGUGUUCUGCUACCAGUUCGAGAAUUUCUAAGGGACAAGCAGACCUUCCAUUUGGAAUGGCAAGCAACACUGACCGUUUGGAGCAGAAUGACGAGUGGUCUGUUUCUUCAGACACCCUCGAUGAGCUUUCGUGUGAUAGUGAAUUCGUUCCAGACGAUGGAUCACCACUCCCAGCCAAACGACCCCGAUUGUUCGGGAACAGUACUGAACUUACGGACGGGACGUCUGUUGAUUGUGCUCGUCGGUUGAAUGUAAAACAAAAGACUUGCAAAAAUCCUCGGCCAGAAGACGGACAGACCGGAGACAUGUCUGGAGGAAUGGGCAAACGGGCGCAGCGUUCAUCCAAGCAGAUCGCUGGUGAUCAUCCCAUUGGACAACGGUCGAUUCGACAACAACGAGAGGUAGCUUACAAACUCUCACAUCCCAGUCGGCUUCAUCCAGAUAUUUGGCACAACGAAGCUCAAGAGUUUAAUGACGGCCCAGCUUGCUCUUGCCAGCCCAAGUACCGUAUCGGCCCGUUACACAAUCAAUACGAGGGCGAGGAGAGGCUACCUGAAUGUGCACAAGAGUCGAAUAACCGUGACCGUCUCUAUCACUACCGUGUGCUUAUCAUUCCAACCACUAACUUUGUGCAAGCUUGUCCGACAACCAUACCUUUCAAUGGAAACGAUUACGUAUUUGAAGGCUUCUCACUUUUUCUCCAUUACAAAUUAGAUUCGCCUCCUCCGUGCCAACUUUUACGCUUCAACCUACUUUAUGACAUAUUCCCCAUCGAAGAAGACUUCCCAGAGCUUUUCACUGUGCGUGCUCUGGACUUGAUCACGCAGUACGUUUUUGUUGAAUUACUGGAAUUACUGGAUCUCUCCUGGAGACCACUGGGCAUCACGGAUGGAUGUCCUGUCGUUCACCUCAUGCCUAGGUUUAUCCGCGUUGUGGAGCCGUCGCCCGACCUCGGUGACCCACAGUCUUCCUCUAAAGAGCCGUCCUGUGUCGGUGAAAUUCUUCCAAUCAACGUAGUUCUCCAGUACUUGUUACAAGAAGCACUCACUCCUCUCGUUGAUAUGAUGGAAUUAGCAGUAAUUCGACGUUAUUCGUCUACUGAAUGGUCGAACUAUAUUGCACCUCUCCGAGGUACAUUAACCACGUUUCCUGGGAAGAAACCUCCAGCAAUCCGAGUGGAUCAGAUGGACCGUCGCUCACUGGCUGGUGAGCCGUCUGAUGGCGUACUCAUCUACCCUUUAAUUGUUCACAUGACCUUCACACCAAUGAAGCUCAGUUUGACUCGAGAGCCCAGAUACAAAUGCGUUUUGAAGAACUUCAUGAAGUUACAGUACUUGAUGAUGAAUAAGCCACGUAUCACUCCGGAUGAUCGAUCGGAGCUUGCACAUUUGGCCAGCGAGCUGGAAGCCAUGGAACAUUCCGGUGUACAUCGUCGAGAAAUUACCGUGGAAUUGAGUUCCGAGGGAUUUUAUCGAACAGGUCUUCGACCGGAUGUUUCCCAACACGCCAUCAACUUAGUUUCUCUCAUUUCGCAUCUGCGGUUCCAUAAGUCCCUGGAGAGCUUGGAGGCUCGACUUGGUUAUACGUUCAAAAAUAAAUCGUUAUUGCAUCUUCACCUGGUCCUCAAGGUUCCUGAACUCCCCGAGGGAAAUUUGGAUGCCUAUCGACAGGCAAUAGUACAAAAUCAACACUUGGCCGAGUUGGCUGUGCGAUUGGGCAUCCACAAAUUCCUACUCUACACUCACAGUGUCGACUUCUGCUAUGAUUCCACCUUUAUAUAUGCUCGGUCUGAUGCUUUUGAGGCACUCAUGGCUGCCAUUGCCUUGGAUGCUGGACUGGACGAAGUCGACCGCAUUUUCGGUGCAGUUCUUUUCGGCGACGAACCUAGAAUACAUCGUGUGUGGGUAAAGAUCCCACCACACCCUUUGCAAUCUCAGUGUCCUGAUGGUGACCGUUCGUGGGCAGUAAACGUGCCUAUGCUCAAGAAACUGCCGAUACUGGAAGAAAAUUUGGGCAUUAGCUUCAAACAUCUACGCGUCCUGGCUCGUGCGAUGACGAUUCGGAAAACGGGCUUCAAUUUUUACACAUUGUAUGUACUUUUGGAGACUAUUCUCACCGCUUCUGGCACUUGUGGUGACAAUCAGCGUUUGGAAUUCCUCGGUGAUUCCCUGCUAAAGUACGUUUCAACCGACUAUCUGUUUCGCCACUUUCCUCGCCACCAUGAGGGACACUUAUCGUUGUUGAAAAAUUCGUUGGUCAAUAAAUACACGCAAGCAGCGGUUUGUUCGGAGCUCGGACUGGACCAAUUUGUUAUCCGUCGCGAAGAUAACAGUACCACCAAAACGGACUGUGAAGGGGGUGAGAAGGGUGGCAAACGCAGCCAACAAACUCAGCCACUCAGCUCGACUGCCUUGUCCAAAUCCAGUCAGGCAGCAAUCGCCGCACAGAACCAAAAUGUAAAGUACCGAGCAGACUUGUUGGAGGUAUGGAAUUCCCUCACAUUUUAUCUCAUUCACUCUUUUUUAAGUGGUGACAAUCAGCGUUUGGAAUUCCUCGGUGAUUCCCUGCUAAAGUACGUUUCAACCGACUAUCUGUUUCGCCACUUUCCUCGCCACCAUGAGGGACACUUAUCGUUGUUGAAAAAUUCGUUGGUCAAUAAAUACACGCAAGCAGCGGUUUGUUCGGAGCUCGGACUGGACCAAUUUGUUAUCCGUCGCGAAGAUAACAGUACCACCAAAACGGACUGUGAAGGGGGUGAGAAGGGUGGCAAACGCAGCCAACAAACUCAGCCACUCAGCUCGACUGCCUUGUCCAAAUCCAGUCAGGCAGCAAUCGCCGCACAGAACCAAAAUGUAAAGUACCGAGCAGACUUGUUGGAGGCAUUUAUCGGCGCUCUGUUUGUCGACAAAGAUCUGACAUGGGUCGAACGGUUUUGCCAAGUGUGUUUCUGGCCACGGCUGGUUGAAUUUAUCCUGAAACAGGAAUGGAAUGAUGCCAAAUCAAAGCUACAGCAGUGCUGUUUGACUUUCCGUUCCCUACAUGAGGAUCCAGAGAUCGCGCACUACAAGGUGCUAGAGCACAAUGGACCUACGAAUCAGCGUACGUAUUUGGUCGGUGUUUAUUUCCGUGGGCAGCGACUGGCUACCGGGUCUGGACGUUCGGUGCAACAAGCUCAAAUGGAGGCAGCAAAACAGGCGCUCGAACUCCACCAAGACACAUUCCGACAGUUAGAUUUCCAAAGGUCCGUUAUAUCCAAACGGUACAAACAACCAUAUAUUGAGAAAAUGCUGGAUCACGUGCAGAACUGGGAUGAACGCCUAGUGGAUUACUUUGUGGCAGCCGGUAAUUCCAAUUCGGAAAUGGCUAGCACGAAGGACAGUUCGCUAGAAUCAGAUACUAUCAGAUGUGACGCUGAUAGCUGUUUAAGAUACCCCGCAUCUCCAAAUUUAGCGGAUUAUCUCGAACACAAAGAAAAGCCGCCACCGAGUGAAAAAACUUGCCCCAAAGACUCAGACCAUGGCCAAAUGAAGUCCCCCGUGGAAGAAAUCUCAACGGCAACCAGGAAGGAUCACACCUCGACAGAGGAUGUCAGUCGCCGAUUGAUCACUGCCGAUGCAACCUCGGAAGAUGAUGGAGAAGAAGGGGAAAUUAAAGACGACAUCAAUGAUUUCGAUUCCUGUCCCAGCUCGAAUAGCGAACAAAAUGACAUGGACUUUGAUUCCGACGAUGACCAUCAUUCCAAUGGGAGACGAACGACUCUCCCGAGUGGAACACUAGCCGAUCUGCUAAGGUUUAGAAAGUCUACCUAGAUUUCCAGCUACCCGUCAAACGGAUUUACGUGCACUGACUCCAUUCCAAGCACCCUCACUUUAUCAAUCUUUAGUGGCCAAGGCAUUUACUGUUACCCAGAUUUUUCACACUGUGCUACUGAUUAUUUUUCCCUGUCCAAUCGAACUAACGACUAUGGUUGAGAAUACGCCCUUUACAAGCCUAUUCAAUCAUGUCCCCGUGUCCCAAA